AGUUCCACUGUCGGAUGCUCGUCCGUAACUACACAGGUGGGUCGAUGGGCUUGAUGAGUUUGAUGGCUUAUAUAAUGCACCACUUGCUAGUAAAAUCAGCUCCACUCUCUUUUGCUGAAAAUCCAACUCAGCUGGCAUUGUAAUAGAGGAGAAAAAUUGGCCACCUUUUUUCCCCAUUAUACAUCAUGAUAUUGCAAAUGAGAUACCCAUCCACGUUCAAAGAAUGCAGUACUUUGCCUUUGCGUCUUUGUUAGGAUUGGUUUUGUGCCUCUUCUGGAAUAUUAUAGCAGUUACAGCUGCUUGGAUUAAGGGGGAAGGUGUAAAAAUCUGGUUCCUAGCUAUAAUCUACUUUAUAUCCGGAGUUCCAGGUGCUUAUGUUUUAUGGUAUCGGCCUCUUUAUCGUGCAAUGAGGACAGAGAGUGCUUUGAAGUUUGGAUGGUUCUUUCUGUUUUAUUUGCUACACAUUUGUUUCUGUGUAUAUUCAGCUGUGGCUCCUCCAGUUAUUUUCAAGGGAAAAUCUUUGACAGGAAUCUUGCCAACGAUUGACGUCAUAGGGAAUAGUGUCAUAGACGUGGUAAGUUUGCGUUACAUGUUGAGUAGCAGUAGUAUUAAAUGUGCCUGAUAUGUCUAUUUUUUU
Ananas comosus (pineapple) is the source of this 637-nucleotide messenger RNA. RefSeq names its product secretory carrier-associated membrane protein 2-like. The transcript has 7 exons. Gene Ontology annotation, cellular component: recycling endosome membrane; trans-Golgi network membrane. Lineage: Eukaryota; Viridiplantae; Streptophyta; Magnoliopsida; Poales; Bromeliaceae. The record is from RefSeq and is a predicted model, not a curated record. The coding region runs from base 224 to 622 and encodes 132 amino acids. Gene Ontology annotation, biological process: protein transport.